AUGGCCCGGGGAGGGGCGCCCCCAGCCUCCUCGUCAGGCUCCGAGCCCUUGCCCCGCCGCGCCUUGAGAAAACUGCUGUUGGUGUUGGGCUCCCUUCUCAUGUCUCUCUACGCCAGUUACUGCCUAGCCGGGGCAGCGCGCGUCCUCGCCAGGGAUCCGGCCCCGAUCCUCGUCGAGCAGGCUGAGGAGGUGGCCGGCACGCCUCGGGAUCCCUUAAUGCAAUCCCAGCCGGGGGGAGAGGGCAACAAGCGCCUUCCCCAAGCGGUGAUCGUCGGCGUGAAGAAGGGCGGCACCCGGGCGCUGCUCGAGUUUUUGCGGGUGCAUCCGGAUGUAAGGGCGGCGGGGGCCGAGCCCCACUUUUUCGACCGCAGCUAUGGCCGGGGGCUCGCUUGGUACAGGGAUUUGAUGCCAAGAACACUUGAUGGGCAGAUCACCAUGGAGAAAACUCCCAGCUACUUUGUCACCAAGGAAGCACCUGCUCGCAUCGCUGCCAUGUCAAAGGGCACAAAGCUUAUUGUGGUGGUGAGAGACCCAGUUACCAGAGCCAUUUCUGACUACACACAAACUCUGUCCAAGAAGCCUGAUAUCCCCACCUUUGAGAGCCUGACCUUCAAAAACAGGACUACGGGCCUCAUCGAUACCUCCUGGAGUGCCAUCCAGAUUGGCAUUUAUGCCAAGCAUCUGGAAAAUUGGCUCCUAUAUUUCCCCAUUGGUCAGAUUCUCUUUGUCAGUGGGGAAAGGCUAAUCAGUGACCCUGCGGGUGAGUUAGGCCGGGUCCAGGACUUCUUAGGUCUCAAAAGGAUCAUUACAGAUAAACACUUCUACUUCAACAAGACUAAAGGCUUCCCCUGCCUGAAAAAGGCAGAAGGCAGUAGCAAGCCUCAUUGCCUGGGCAAAACGAAAGGGCGGACCCAUCCGAACAUUGACCAGAAGGUGGUCCAGAGGCUACGAGAGUUCUACAGGCCUUUCAACAUGAAGUUCUACCAGAUGACUGGACAGGACUUUGGCUGGGAUUGA
Messenger RNA from Gekko japonicus, 1017 nucleotides. Its product is annotated as heparan sulfate glucosamine 3-O-sulfotransferase 3A1-like. The record is from RefSeq and is a predicted model, not a curated record. Gene Ontology annotation, molecular function: [heparan sulfate]-glucosamine 3-sulfotransferase activity. Bases 1 to 1017 code for a protein of 338 amino acids. Lineage: Eukaryota; Metazoa; Chordata; Lepidosauria; Squamata; Gekkonidae. The transcript has 2 exons.